Leptinotarsa decemlineata (Colorado potato beetle) is the source of this 690-nucleotide messenger RNA. RefSeq lists its product as uncharacterized. Lineage: Eukaryota; Metazoa; Arthropoda; Insecta; Coleoptera; Chrysomelidae. The record is from RefSeq and is a predicted model, not a curated record.
AUGUUCUUAGUAAUACAGAUUAACGUUGGUAAAGGACGUGAAGCAACAGCACUACUGCGGAAGACCGCCGAAGAGCGGGGCGCCGCAGUGGUAUGUGUGCAGGAGACAUGGAUAAGAGAACCAAAGUGGGAGGGAUGGGUCAGACACGAUGGAGGAGAGGGGACAAAGAUAAGGACAUGGGUUCGUAACAAUGUUGAAAGCUUGGCCCUCAUGAAUGCAAGAAGCAUGAAUGGGAUAGGAAUAGUUGUAGGGAAUGAGAGAAAAAGUAUGAGAAUCAUGAACGUGUAUGAUGAGCCAGGUGGAAGAAGAAAUAUCAGAAUGGAGGGAAUUUGGAUGAUCUUCGAUGAAUGGGAAGGACGAAAGAUACUAGUUGGGGACGUGAACGCAAAGAAUACUGCAUGGAGUGGAAACAUAACGGACGACAGAGGAGAGGAUCUGUUGGAUUGGUCCCGCCACAGCAAUAGAGGCGAGAGUUUGGUCGACCUGACCGUUAGUGGAAACGUGCAGGUGGAUGAUUGGAAGGUCAGUACGGAUGAGACACUAAGUGAUCACAGAAUGAUUGAGUUCACCGUGAUGGAGUUGCCGAAGAUGAGAAGAGUGACUGUAACGAACGUAAGAAGGGCCAACUGGGCUAGAGCAAAUGCUCGCCAACUAUCGCCCAGGAAGGUUAGAUACAAAAGAAGAGAUUGA